UUGUCAUUCAGCAAAUUUAUUUCCCAGACAGAUUGAAAUUCCUUUGAGAAGAUAAGGCAGCCAGACAAAACCAUGACCUCCACAGCACGCACGGUUGUGACAGCAAAAGAAACUUUCCAAAUUCUGAUGGAGGUCUCAAAACUUCUGAAUACAGGAUUGGAUGAAACUACCCUGGCCAUAUGUGUCCGGCUGUGUGAAAGUGGCGCUAACCCUGAAGCAUUAGCAAAAGUCAUCACAGAACUGCAGAGAGUGAAAAGAGAAGAGACAGGCAAGGGGCAAGGGGAUGGAGGGCAGUGAAUUGACUUUAUGUGGAAUAGUAAAAGAAGUCAUGUAGAUACUCAUUCAGCUUUUUUUUCUUUCUUUCUUUCUUUCUUUCUUUUUUCCUGAUAUCAUGUUAGGAAAAGUACAUCAAUUAUAAUAUUUUGUGAUUUGUACACAAUGUGUAAUUUGAUGCUAAUGGUUUUAACUUCAGAUAUUCAGUUCAGCAGUUCACAAAUAAUGGAGAUUAGUUCAUUAGUUUUGCACACAAGAAGUGAUCUAUAAAUAGGAAAAGCAUAUAUGUAUGGAUUUUUUCCACUCUUCCUUGAAAUUUAUGUUGCAAAAAUAUAACAAAAGUAGCCAUAAUAUUUUCUUUAUUAUAUCUGAAAAGCAAGAUAUUCUAUUGUAUAGUGGCAUUCUACAUCAUUUUUAAUCUGAUUGAGUUAGAAAUGCUUUCCUUUAAAGAAAAGAUCUGAUAUCACAAAAAAAUACUGUUAACCAGCAUUGAUAGCACUAUAACAGAAGAACUCGAUGUUUUGAAAAUAUAUACAAGGUCAUGAAAAUUGAAAUCCAGAAUAAUCAACUGGAAUAUCUCUGCUAUACUUACUUUUAUGAUGAUGAAGUUUGAAAAGUAGUAGUUUGAAAUGAACUGUUACAGUACAUACUAAUAAUACUAGUUAUAUUUUUUUUCUUUCACGUACAAUUCAGUUUAGAUCAUAUUUGCAAAAUAUUUAAAAUCAUUCUGGGAUGCUAAGAUUCAGGUAUAGACCUGAUUUCAUUCAUCUUUCAAUUUUUCUCUCCAUAAAACACAUAUACUAAACAUAUGAUACAAAAGUCUUGCUUUUUUGUCCCCUUUUAAGGGAACAGUAAUGCUAGUCAUCAGUAGUUUAGUAAUCUCAAGGCAGUAAUACAAUUAUGUAAGAAGAGGCAUUUGAUGGUCUGUCUACAUAUGAAUAGUUUUCUGUCAUCAUCAUUAUAUUGAAUAUGAAUACUGUUUUUGUUUUAUAAAGUUUCUUUCAUAUUCUUGUGGAUGUGAAAAAAUCAAAGACAGACUAAAAUAACACUGUUAUAUUAAUACAGCCAUUUCUAAAACUGCAAUAUUGGAAAAGUCUAUAGGAAAUAUCAAGUAAUUGCAACUGAUUACAUUUUCUCAAAGGUUAUAUUUGACAAAUGUUUAGUGGAAGAAAGCCAUCUGGGGAGUUAGCUUUUGUUUCAGUCCUGAAAUGGAAUAUUAACUUUUGUCUUAUUAUUGAAAAGAAUCCCUCCAAAAGAGUUAAUUAAUUUUAUUUUUGCCAUACUUUAUUUUUGGUAUAUACAUUUUUACUUUUUAGAAUUGAAAAAUUGCAAAUUUGAGCACUGCAUUUUCAGUGGAGCAUGCAUUAUCUGUGGCAAAAUUUUGCAUGUAAAUAAAGUGGAAAGGUUUGCCAACAUACAGAAUAUUUGAUGUGAACAUUUCUUGGUUGAAUAGUAUAUUGCUUAAAUAACUAGCCUUUUGAAAUUGACCUCAGAAAAUUAAUUAAGUAUUAUUUUCAGGUUUUAUUCUUAUCUAACAUAAUUAUACAUACCAUAAUUGCAAUCCUGUCUGUGUAUGUUCCUCAACCAGGAAAUUAAUAAAUGUUUAAAAAAUA
Molecule: messenger RNA, 1886 nt
Organism: Penaeus vannamei (Pacific white shrimp)
Lineage: Eukaryota; Metazoa; Arthropoda; Malacostraca; Decapoda; Penaeidae
Source: RefSeq, a predicted model, not a curated record